GCAUGCGCAGUUGCGUUGCUUUCUACUUCAGGCCAGAAGCCUGUGCGCGUCUGAUAAUCCAGCGGGAUUGUAGCGACUGUUGCGCACGAGAAACACAUGAUCCGAUUAACAUCAGACUUCUCUCUCACCCGCAAGGACACUCGGAUAAACCCUCAGGUGCGGAAAAGGCGCUCGUGUCGCUAACUCGAGUGUGAUUUGGGCUGGUGUGUGCGCGUGCGCGUGUGUGGGGAGAAGAAGAAGAAUAAGAAGAUGAGGCUGCCGGACUGCAGAAAGCGGCGCGGGAUGGAUGGAGAGGUUGGAGAAAAGGAGCUGGCUCUCCCUUUAAAGAACCCGUUUGUGCACGAGUUGAGGUUUACACUGUUUCAGAAGCUCAAGCUGUUUGUGAUGACGCUGACCCUGUUCCCCGUGCGCCUCUUCUUCGCUGCGUUCAUGAUGCUGUUGGCGUGGCCCUUCGCCUUCAUCGCCACCCUAGGACGCAGUGAGAGCAGUGUAGAACACCAGUGCUUCUGGAGGAGGGUGGUGGACGUCGUCCUGCGUUGCAUCAUGCGGGCCAUGUGGUUCGCAGGCGGCUUCCACUGGAUCCGGGUCAAAGGUCGCCGCGCCCUGCCCGCCGAGGCACCCAUCCUCACCCUCGCCCCACACUCGUCUUACUUCGACGCCAUGCCUGUUACCAUGACGAUGGCCUCCAUAGUCAUGAAAGCUGAGAGCAAGGACAUACCGCUGUGGGGGACUCUGAUUAAGUACAUCCGGCCCGUGUUUGUGUCGAGGUCGGAUCAGGACUCGCGCCGGAAAACCGUAGAGGAGAUCAAACGCAGGGCUCACUCCGAAGGGGUGUGGCCUCAGAUAAUGAUCUUUCCUGAGGGGACGUGCACGAACAGGUCCUGUCUGAUCACGUUUAAACCAGGUGCUUUUAUCCCAGCAGUGCCCGUACAGCCGGUCGUUAUUCGAUACCCCAAUCAGCAGCUGGACACCAUCACUUGGACGUGGCAGGGUCCUGGAGCGUUUAAGAUCCUGUGGCUCACCCUGUGCCAACUCCAUAAUGAGUUUGAGAUUGAGUUCCUACCGGUCUACACCCCUACCAAGGAGGAGACGAGGAACCCACAGCUGUUUGCUCAGAACGUGCGCCGCAUCAUGGCCUCAGCGUUGCAGGUCCCCGUGACCGAUUACUCAUUUGAGGAUUGUCAGCUGGCCAUGGCGGAGGGACAGCUCAGACUGCCGGUGGACACGAGUUUGCUGGAGUUCGCCCGACUCGUCCGGAGAAUGGGGCUGAAGCGGGAGGACAGCGAGAUUGAGGAUUACAGUCGGCGUGCGCGGGAGCUGCAGGGGAUAAAGCAGAACGCGGAGCAGUUCGCUCGCUUCCUGGAGCAGCCGCUGUCCGACGUCCUGCGGGACAUGUUCGCCCUGUUCGACGAGCCCGAUGAGGGUUUGAUGGACGUGCGCGAGUUUGUCAUCGCCUUCUCCGUAGUGUGCAGACCCACCAAAACGCUGGAGACCAUCAAGCUCGCCUUUACGAUGUUCGAGGCGGAGCAGAACGGAGGAGUAACGGAGGAGGAGCUGGAGUGUAUCCUGCACACCGCCCUGGGAGUGACGGAGCUCCGGGUGUCGCGGCUCUUCCGCGCCGUCGACGUGGCGAACAGCGGAAAAGUGACGUUCGAGAUGUUCCAGAGUUUUGCCGAGCAGCAGCCUGAUUUCGCCGAGGAGUUUCUGUACGCCGAGAACACGGGCUUCUUCAGCAACUUCCUGUCCUCCGGCGUCGCCUCGAACGGCUUCUGCGCCGACUUCUCCCCCACCGAGCGGCAGAAGAAGGCCAACUGAAGAGUGUCGGGUCCUAGACGAGUUUACUCGUGAUGCUUAUAUUCUUUUAUUGCUCAUUUUUUCCUGCUGCCUGUCCUUCCACCCCCCCCCCCCUUUUUUUUUCCCCCCAUUCCUUCUGAUGGAAGGGUUACGAGUCAUUACAUCCGCCGACCAAUGAAAAACAGGAGGCGGGGUUUGAGACAGCUACACGUUUUCUUACGAAUUUAAAACAUGUUUAUCGUUUAGAAAGAGAAAUACAAACAAUUGGAAAUAUUCAGUUUUGAGCCAGUAGCUAGCUUAAGUCACGUUGCUUAAAAUUUUUUCUAGUAAACGCGCUUUUUUUUUUUUUUUUUUUUUUUU
Messenger RNA from Ictalurus punctatus (channel catfish), 2154 nucleotides. Its product is annotated as lysophosphatidylcholine acyltransferase 1. The transcript has 14 exons. Gene Ontology annotation, molecular function: calcium ion binding. The record is from RefSeq and is a predicted model, not a curated record. NCBI's taxonomy places the organism in Eukaryota, Metazoa, Chordata, Actinopteri, Siluriformes, Ictaluridae. The coding region runs from base 250 to 1815 and encodes 521 amino acids.